GAGGCUAUUUUCAAAUUCUUCACAUCCUUCAUCUUCAUGACAAAAUUUUAAAAAGUUAGGGGAAAGGCAAAGCCUUUAAUUUUAUGACUAUUUUCGUUUGAAAUGUAUGAUCUUUAUGCAAUCUUCAAACAAGCACAUCCACCAUCUGUCAUCGAGCAUUGCUUGGUUUGUAACUUCUAUUCGUUUAACGAAAGAAAUCUCGUGGUUGCUGGCACAUCUUUGCUAAGGAUUUACCGAUUGGCAGUUGAUGAGGAUGAAGUGCAUCAGAAGUCAGAGGACACAGAAGGGGACACUUCCACAACAAAAAAGCUGGAAAUGGUUGGACAAUUUUCCCUUUUUGGUGCUGUGAAGUCUAUAAAAUCAGUGAAAUUGUCGAGAAAUGAUAGAGACUCGCUGCUUCUCAGUUUUGAUGAUGCCAAGCUUGCCAUUAUUGAGUAUGAUCCAUGUAUGCAUGAUCUGAAAACAACAUCCCUUCAUUAUUUUGAAGAAGAUGAACUUAAGGGAGGAAUGAAGUUUCAUUUUAAUGAUCCCACAGUUCGUGUUGAUCCUGCAAACCGUUGUGCGGCCAUGUGGAUUUAUAGUCAUUGGUUGGUGGUGUUGCCAUUUAAACAAGAUGGCAUUUAUGAUGAACACGAGCCAAAUCAAUCUGUGGGAAAUAAAGGUCAGGUGUUGCCUAGUUAUACUAUAAACAUGCGAGAGAUAAAUAUGCGAUUAAACAACGUCAUCGACAUUCAGUUCCUUCAUGGAUAUUUUGAGCCCACGUUGCUCAUAUUAUACGAACCUCUUAAGACUUGGCCAGGGCGACUUGCUGUUCGUCAAGAUACCUGUGCAAUGCUGGCGAUCUCGUUGAACCUUUCCGAAAAGGUCAAUCCUAUUAUUUGGUCAGUGGAACAUCUUCCUUUUGACUGCUGUCAAGUUUUACCAAUCCCAAAACCUAUUGGUGGAAUACUUCUCUUUGCUACAAACUCUUUGCUUUACCUCAAUCAAAGCGUUCCCGCCUAUGGCGUUUCUCUCAACUCGAUUGCAAAGAAAUCCUCCUCUUUUCCUUUAAGAGAGCAAGAGAAUAUUACAAUUACACUUGACGAUUCGUGUGGUAGCUUUAUAGCAAACGAUCGAGUUGUGAUCUCCUUGAAAGGCGGUGAAAUUUAUGUUUUGACUUUGAUAACAGACGGCAUUAAAAGUGUUCGUGGUUUUAACUUCGAUAAAGCCGCGUCAAGCGUACAGACAUCGUGCUUGUGUUAUUGUGAGGAAGGCUAUCUCUUUCUUGGCUCACGUCUUGGCAAUUCCCUUCUUUUAAGAUACACUCAAAAAGUUGACAAACGUUUUCCGAAUGGCGUAAAUCCCACCAAGCCAAACGAGGGUUUCCCUCCGCAUAUGAAACGAAGGAAGCUCGACUCCGAGUGCAUGCAUGGUUUGACUGAUGAAGUCGAUGAUCUCGAAGUUUACGGUGCUGAUACAAAGAGUGCAGAAGUAACGACCUAUACAUUUGAGGUUUGUGAUAGUUUAAUAAACAUUGGACCGUGUUCCUGCGUUGACAUGGGAGAGCCGGCGUUCCUCUCGGAGGAGUUUGCAGAAACGUCUUUUCCUGACAUGGAAAUCGUCACGUGUUCUGGUUAUGGAAAAAAUGGUGCUCUGUCUCUUCUUCAGAAAAGUAUUCGUCCACAAGUUGUCACCACCUUUGAGCUUCCUGGUUGUGUAGAUAUGUGGACGGUGACAUCUCAUGAACCGAAGGAAAAUGAGAAUGAAAGUGAUGAAGAUGAGUCUGUUAAUGAUGAUGGCUUCGCUAAUCAUUCAUUUCUUAUCUUAAGUCGUAAGGAUUCUAGUAUGGUUCUGCGCACGGAACAAGAAAUAAUGGAGCUAGAUCAUUCCGGUUUCUCCACGCAACAUCCCACCGUGUGUGCAGCAAAUCUUGGUGAAGGGAGAUACAUUCUGCAGGUGACCCCAAUGGGCGUGCGAUUAUUAGAUGGCAUAAAUCAAAUUCAGCAUAUUCCUAUGGAUGCCGAUUUUUCAUCGAUAAUUUGGUGUUCGGUCGCAGAUCCCUACACGGUCAUGAUGACCGCCGACGGAACUUUGAUGUUACUUACUUUUACAUGUGAAAAUUCUUCGCCCAAUUUAAUUGUGGCGAGAGUGAAAAUUGAUCAGUGGUCCAAGGUUUGUGCUUGUUGUGUUUACAAAGAUACGAGUGGAAUGUUUACCACAGAAAAAAUCGUUGAACCUGUUCAUCAUGUUCAGCAACAACCGAUUGUUACUCCAAAGGAUCCAAUUUUACCAUCAACUAACAUAAUGACUACAGACGAUGAAGAGGAAAUGUUGUAUGGAGAGUCCGAUAUAUCGAACGUCUUUACAGAUACGUCUUCAUUUCAGGCUGAAACGAGCUUUUCAGUGCCAUCUACGAGGACAGACAUCAAACCAUCCUUCUGGUGUGUUGUAUGUCGCCAAAAUGGAGCGUUGGAGAUUUAUUCCGUGCCCGAGUUCAAACUGGUGUUUUGUGUGAGAAAUUUUGCUUUUGCGCCUAAAGUUCUCGUGGACAGCGGAAGUAUUGGAUCAACUGGGAGCUCUCAAAGUCAGGAAGAAAAUCUUUUAGUAAAGGAGAUUUUGUUGACGGGAUUACCGGACAAGAACCCGAAACCCUUGCUUGCUGCACUAGUUGACCACGAUUUGAUGCUUUACGAAGCGUUUAGUUACAACGACUCAUCUACUGAAGGCCAUCUCAAUAUUCGAUUUAAAAAGAUGCAACACAAUGUACUGGUGAGGGAGAAAAAAAGCAAAACGAAGACAAAAGAGACCACUUCAGAAGAUGAUGUGAAAGAGAUGGCAGAGCCGAUGGUUGGAAGGUUGAGGCCAUUUCAUGAUAUUUCAACAUAUUCUGGAAUCUUUGUUUGUGGUGCAAAUCCUUUUUGGUUGUUCAAAUCUUCCCGUAAUGCACUUCGCUCUCAUCCAAUGACCAUUGACGGUGCGGUGUCGUCAUUUGUACCGUUUCGUAACGUUAACUGUCCCAAGGGGUUUUUAUAUUUCAAUAAAGAGGGUGAACUCCGUGUAUCCGUGUUACCAACUCAUCUCAGUUACGAUGCACCUUGGCCCGUUCGCAAGGUUCCACUUCGUUGUACACCUCAUUUUAUUGCCUACAAUAGAGAGAGCAAGACGCACGCUGUAGUCACGAGUCAAGCGGAUCCAGUAAAAGUCAUUGCAAGAUUAGGAAUUGAAGAUCGCGAAUUCAUUCCUACUCCAGACGAUCCUAGAUACGUUUAUCCUUUGUUGGAUAAGUUUUCUGUCCAGUUAGUGUCGCCGUUCACUUGGGAGAUAAUACCCAACACGAGGUUUGAGUUGGACGAUUAUGAACGCGUGACAACAAUGAAGAAUGUGAUUUUGAGAAGUGAAGAAACACAUUCAGGAAUGAAAGGAUUUAUUGUUCUAGGCACAACGUAUGUUUACGGUGAAGAUCUUCCUUGUAAAGGACGGAUUUUGAUAUUUGAUAUAAUUGAGGUUGUUCCUGAACCAGGCCAACCGUUAACAAAGAACAAAUUCAAGGUAAAUGAAACGGUUUUCGGAAAAUGAUUUUGUGCAUAAAUUUCACGU
Messenger RNA from Xenia sp. Carnegie-2017, 3576 nucleotides. Its product is annotated as cleavage and polyadenylation specificity factor subunit 1-like. Lineage: Eukaryota; Metazoa; Cnidaria; Anthozoa; Malacalcyonacea; Xeniidae. Gene Ontology annotation, molecular function: nucleic acid binding; protein binding. Bases 103 to 3555 code for a protein of 1150 amino acids. The record is from RefSeq and is a predicted model, not a curated record. Gene Ontology annotation, cellular component: mRNA cleavage and polyadenylation specificity factor complex; nucleus. The transcript has 34 exons.